Messenger RNA from Labeo rohita (rohu), 8244 nucleotides. RefSeq names its product A disintegrin and metalloproteinase with thrombospondin motifs 20. Gene Ontology annotation, molecular function: zinc ion binding; metalloendopeptidase activity. Gene Ontology annotation, cellular component: extracellular matrix. The transcript is spliced from 38 exons. Bases 188 to 5848 code for a protein of 1886 amino acids. NCBI's taxonomy places the organism in Eukaryota, Metazoa, Chordata, Actinopteri, Cypriniformes, Cyprinidae. Gene Ontology annotation, biological process: proteolysis; extracellular matrix organization. The record is from RefSeq and is a predicted model, not a curated record.
UUGAGCACAGAGAGCCGCGGGUCCGUGCGCGACAUGAGCGGAUCCGAGCGGAUGCGGGUGUUUUAAGGGCAUGACGGCGGAUCGGACGAGCUGCAGCUGAAGGAGGAGAGCCGGUAGAGACGCUCCAGCCCCGGAGAACCGAAGAGAGGAGCGGCGGAGUGAGAGUGAGGCAGAGCGCCGGGGAAUCAUGCGGGGUCCUGCGCUCCGGCUGCUGGGACUCGUGUGGCACCUCUCCGCGCUUUUACGCACCGCACACACGUACAAACUCCACCACAAACAGGAGAGCUUCAUCAGACAGCUGUCAGCGUAUGAGAUCAUCACUCCGGUGCGCUUGAAUGAUUUUGGAGAGUCGUUCCCGCACCGGCUGCAUUACCGCAGGAGGAGGCGCAGCGCUGACACGGAGGUCUCGGGUUCGAGGGCUCAUUACAGGAUCGAAGCAUUCGGUCAGGCAUUUCACCUGAACCUCACGGCCGAUUCUGGAUUCAUCGCUCCGUCCUACACGGUGCUUCACCUGGGAGAGGAGGAUAAGCGCGGAGACGCAGCAGAUCUCCGCCACUGUUUCUUCAGAGGACACGUCAACGCUCGCAGGGAACACCACGCUGUCUUCAGCCUCUGCACUGGACUGAUCGGCACGUUCACGACACACGGCGGUCAGUUCUUCCUGGAGCCGCUGUUGAGCGCCGAUGGAGACGAGUAUGAGGAAGAGCACAACAAACCUCACCUGCUCUACAGACACGACGCCAACAGGAAGUCACAUGACACGCGGCCGUGCAGCGCCUCAGAUGAUCCCGAUCCCGAUCACAUCAGUCUCCACAGCAACAGAACUCUGGAAGAGGAAGUGACGUCGAUACAGGAAACGAUGCGCGAGCGCGCGGCUCUCAGAAACGGCUCUCGUUCCCGCAGGAAGCGCUUCCUGUCGUACCCGCGCUUCGUGGAGCUGAUGGUGACGGCCGACGUGAAAAUGGUGCGCCAUCACGGACGCAACCUGGAGCACUACAUCCUCACAAUCAUGUCAGUAGUGGCUGCGAUCUACAGAGACCCCAGUGUAGGAAACCUCAUCAACAUCAUGAUUGUCAAACUCAUCGUUAUACAUAACGAACAGGAAGGGCCGAACGUAAACUUCUACGCCACUGCGACGCUUCAUAACUUCUGCAUGUGGCAGCAGAGCCACAACGUUUUGGACGACAGCCACCCGGGUCAUCAUGACACUGCGCUGCUUAUAACCAGGGAGGACAUCUGUCGAGCAAAAGACAAGUGUGACACGUUAGGUCUGGCGGAGCUGGGGACGAUGUGCGACCCGUACCGGAGCUGCUCCAUCAGCGAAGAGAACGGCCUGAGCGCGUCCUUCACCAUCGCUCACGAGCUCGGACACGUGUUCAACAUGCCCCAUGAUGACAGUCCAAAGUGCCGCGAGGUGGGAGUCAAGCAUCAGUAUCACGUCAUGGCCCCGACCCUUAACUAUGACACCAGCCCCUGGUCCUGGUCCAAAUGCAGCCGCAAAUACAUCACGGAUUUCCUCGACACUGGUUAUGGUGAAUGUCUCUUGGACGAGCCUUCGGGGAGGACGUAUAACCUUCCCAAUCAGCUUCCGGGUCAACUCUACAACGCCAACCGGCAGUGUGAACUCAUGUUUGGUCCCGGCUCCCAAGUUUGUCCGUUUAUGAAACAGUGCAAGCGUCUCUGGUGCACCAGUGCGGAGGGCGACCAUAAAGGAUGUCGUACGCAACACAUGCCGCUCGCUGAUGGGACCGAAUGUGGCUAUGGCAUGUACUGCAGGCACGGCAUGUGUGUGAACAAGGAAAUGGAUUUGAAGCCAGUUCAUGGUGAAUGGGGCCCCUGGGGGCCCUACAGUGUGUGUUCCAGGACCUGUGGAGGAGGAACACGCAGCACAACCAGAGACUGCAAUAAACCUGAGCCGAGGAAUGGAGGCCGGUUUUGCGUCGGCCGCAGAAUGAAGUUCCGCUCGUGUAACACGGAUCCGUGUCCCCGCGGCCGGAGGGAUUUCAGAGAAGAGCAGUGCGCGCAGUUCGACGGGAAGCACUUCAACAUCAACGGAUUGCCGCCCUCCGUCCGCUGGGUGCCGAAGUACAGCGGCAUUCUGAUGAAGGAUCGCUGUAAACUCUUUUGUCGUGCCGCGGGGACGAUGGCGUACUAUCAGCUGAGGGAUCGGGUCGUCGAUGGAACCCCGUGUGGACCGGACACAUAUGAUAUCUGCGUACAAGGCCUCUGCCGGCAAGCAGGUUGUGAUCACGUUUUGAACUCAAAGGCGAGAAAUGAUAAGUGUGGCGUCUGUGGAGGAGACAACUCUUCAUGUAAGACCCUCGCUGGAACCUUCAACAACGCACAAUACGGUUAUAACGUUGUGGUUCGGAUUCCUGCUGGUGCAACCAACAUCGAUAUAAAGCAGGUCAGCUACUCAGGAUUACCAGAAGAUGAUAACUACCUCGCUCUGUCUGACAGUCAGUCCAACUUCCUGCUGAACGGGAACUUUGUGGUGUCCAUGUUUAAAAGGGAAAUCACCUUUAAGGGAGUAGAGAUCGAGUACAGCGGAUCCAACACCACGGUUGAGCGGAUCAACUGCACGCAACGGAUCGAGGAGGAACUUGUGGUGCAGGUUCUGUGCGUGGGAAACCUGUAUAAUCCUGACGUCAGAUAUUCCUUCAGUAUUCCUAUCGAGGAGCAAAGGGAGCAGUUUGUGUGGGAUCCAUCAGGCCCCUGGCAGGAGUGCAGCCGCAUAUGUCAAGGUGAACGGCGGCGGAAGGCCAUGUGUGUUCGUAAGAGUGACCAUUUGGUGGUUUCAGAGCAGAGAUGUGAGAAUCUACCUCGACCCAGAGGCACGACGGAGCCCUGCAAUACUGACUGUGAACUCAGGUGGCACGUUGCGGGCCGGAGCGAUUGUUCCAGUAAGUGCGGCCCGGGUUACCGCACGCUGGACGUGCUGUGCAUGCGCUACAGCCAGAACAAGAGGCUGAGUGAGCGCGUGGAGGGCAGAGCCUGCGCAGACCUGCCCAAACCGCAGACGCGAGAGGGAUGUCAUGGUGACUGUCUGCUCAAGAGUUGGCAGUACAGCGCCUGGUCUCAGUGCUCGAAGAGCUGCGGACACGGCGUCCGGACGCGGCAGGCGUACUGCAUGAACAAUCUGGGCCGCAGGCUGGUGGAGCGAGAGUGUAACGAGCAGCAGAGAGUCCUGAGCGAACCCUGCAACGACGUGCCCUGUCCCGACUGGAGCGCCAGCGAAUGGAGUGAGUGUCUGGUGACGUGCGGCAAGGGCGUCCGGCACCGGCAGGUGCUUUGCAUUCUGGGAGACGAGAAGCUGAACGAGCAGCGCUGCGACCCAAACGCCAAACCCUCGGCGGUGGGCAGCUGUGAGCUUCCCGAAUGCGCGUCCUGGCAGGUCGGAGCCUGGAGUCCGUGUACGGUGAGCUGCGGUCAGGGCUAUCAGAUGCGUGCGGUCAGGUGUGUGUCGGGAGCUUACGGCGAGACGGUGCACGACAGGGAGUGUAACGCAGCCGCCAGACCUCGAGACAGUCAGGACUGUGAGUUGUCAGCUUGUCCUCGCACAGCAUCAGUGUUCAACACACCCAGACCUGCGGAGCCGCGUCACAGAGACACACAGUGGAGAUACGGCUCAUGGACCAGCUGCUCGGUGUCGUGCGGUGAGGGCCGGAGGGAGCGCUACGUCAGCUGUAGAGACGCUCAGGGCGGCGUAGCUGACGAGUCGUCCUGCGCUCAUCUUCCUCGUCCUCCAGACUCCUCCAUGUGUUUCAGUCCCUGUGGUCAGUGGAGGGAAGGAGAAUGGACACCGUGCUCGGUGUCAUGCGGUGUGGGUCGCUCCACGCGGCGGGUCGUGUGCAUGAACUACCAUCAUCAGGUGGACGAGUCGUUCUGUCACCCGGACGAGCGUCCCAGCACUGAGCAGGAGUGUGCGGCCGCCCCCUGCAAAUCCUCCUACCACUGGCCCAACAACCAGCCCUACGUCCCCUACGACCCCGGCAACCACCCCGGGCACCACAGCUGGAACGUCCCGUCUGCAGACAACCAGUGGAGGACGGGACCCUGGGGAGCCUGCUCCAGCACGUGUGAAGGCGGGUUCCAGCGGCGGGUCGUGGUCUGUCAGGACGCAGACGGACGCAGCACCAAUCACUGCGACGAGAGAGUCAAACCCGACGAAUCAAAGAGCUGCGACUCCGGACCCUGUCCACACUGGAACUACGGCAUCUGGGGAGAGUGCACGCGGUCGUGCGGCGGCGGUCAGCGCACGAGGUUGGUGGUUUGUCAGCGUCCGAACGGGCAGAGGUUGAACGAGCACAACUGCGACAUGUUGGACAAACCGGCCGACGUGGAGCAGUGCAACGGCCAGCCCUGUCCCGGCGCCGCUUCCUGGCACAGACGACCAUGGAAGCCGUGCUCGGCGUCCUGCGGGAAGGGAAUCAAAGAGCGGCAGAUCGUCUGUGUGGAUCAGAACCGAACCCAGAUCGAGGACGACGGCUGCGCUCAUCUCACCCCACCCAGAACACAGAAGGUCUGUCGGGCGGGACCCUGCCCCGCCUGGAGAGCCCAUCAGUGGAGAGCGUGUUCGGUGAGCUGCGGUUCUGGCCUUCAGUCACGGGAGGUUUUCUGCAGGUUAAAGGGCAGAGGUCGCGUCUCCGAUGACCUGUGUGACGCGCGAGCGCGUCCUGAACGACUCCAGUCCUGCUUCCACACGGACUGUCAGACCCACAGCUGGACGGCACACGAGUGGAAGGACUGUAACGUGAGCUGUGGCCGCGGCGUGAGGUCCAGAUCUGUGUUUUGUGUUGACGGCGGGAUGAACGUGGUUCCUGACAGCACGUGCGACGCAUCUAUCAAACCCCAAACACAUGAGCCGUGUCACAGCGCCACCUGCCAGUACGUCUGGAUCACCACCGCAUGGAGUCAGUGUUCGGUGAGCUGUGGCUCUGGACUCGAGCGGCGGGCGGUUCACUGCUCUGCCGUGACCUCUGACCUCCAGACGUAUUCGCACGCGGCGCCCUCCGACUGCACCGAACGCCCGCCGGCCGACAGCAGGCCGUGUCGCUUGUCCGAGUGCCCGUCAGCAGGACGCUGGAGCGCCGGGCCGUGGAGCGAGUGCUCUCAGACGUGCGGCGCUGGAGUCAUGCACAGGACGGUCGAGUGUCUCAACGCUCAAAACAUCCUGUCUCAGAGCUGCCCGCCGUCCAGCCGUCCGGAGACUCACGCCACCUGCAGACAGAACGACUGUGAGCUGCACACGAGCUGUCGGGAGGUUCAGAUGAAGGGAGGCGUUCGGGAAGAUGGAGAGCAUUUCAUCAAAGUCCGAUCCAAGAUCCUGCAGAUCUACUGUGCUGAGAUGCAGAGCGGUUUCCCAAAAGAGUACGUGACCCUGCGCAGCGGACAGACCGACAAUUACUCAGAGGUGUACGGAUACAGGCUCCAAAACCCCUUUGAAUGUCCGUAUAACGGCAGUCGGCGGCAGGACUGCGCCUGCAGGAACGAUUACACCGCAGCCGGUUACACCGUCUUCCACCGCGUGCGGCUCGAUCUUUCCAGCAUGUGCAUCAUCACGACUGAUGUGAAGUUCAGUCAGACGCUGUUUGGUCGCUCUGUCCCGUUUGCGUCCGCAGGAGACUGUUACAGCGCCGCUAAAUGUCCCCAGGGUCAGUUUAGUAUAAAUCUCAGUGGAACGGGACUGAAGGUUGCAGAAUCCACUAAAUGGGUUUCCCAAGGCAACUACGUCACGCUCAAAGUUCACCGGUCAGAGGACGGCAGCAGAAUCUACGGCCGCUGUGGUGGUUUCUGUGGGAAGUGUCUUCCUCAUCCUCAUACGGGCCUUUAUGUCAAAAUCCAGUAAGAAAAACGUCCACUGCGCAUGAGAAAAUCUCAUUGCGACUGAUUCGCGCAUCUCUCUAACGUCUGGCAGCUACGGUAAACGUCCCACUUCUGCACUUUCCGAUAGUUACGAGAACCAAAUAACAAAAUAACUGAGUCUAUUCACGAAUCAGGAUGCAGGUUGGAUUUGUUUUUAAAUGGAGAUGUGGGUAAAAUGAUCAUGGAAAUGAAUCAAUAUUUUGUCAGGCGGGAUCAACCAAAUGAAAGCUGUUAGAUGGACUCAUUUAUUACCAAAUUCUGCUCAUUUGGUUGCAACAACAGCAUGUUUGAGAGUUUAUUUCUAGUUUUAGUUCUAGCAAAUGGUCAAAUCCUUCAUUUUGGGCAGAAAGGGAUUUAUUUGACAACUUCAGAAGUAUUUCGUAUUUCAAAAUAUUUGCUUUUUUUGCAGAAGAACUCAUAAACUACUGUACAGAACACUGUUAAUGCAACUUGGAUUAGUUAUUUUUACUUUGAACAUAAAACGCUGACGACAGCAAACUGCUUGAUGCGAAAAUAGAAAUAAUUUAAUGUUUUCUGUAUAUUUGAAUGUUUAACUUGUGUCUUGCAUCAAAGUCUGACUUAAAAUGGGUUUGACAAUCUAGAAAAAGGUAGAAAACACUGCUACUGAAAAUGAUAAUAGCGUCGGCUACAAACUAGUUUGGAUAAUAUAUGAUACGUUAUUUUAAUAAUAUAUUAUUAAUAGCAUACUAACAUGAGUUACGGUGCUAAAACAGUUCAUAGCAUGAUGUUAGCAUGUGCUUUUGCAUUUUACACGGUUACUAAUUUAAUUCAAAACGGAAGCAGUAGUUCAAAUACACCAGCCUGGUUUGCUGGGUUAAGCUGGUUUAGGUGAUUAACUAGUUGACAGGUGCCACCAAAAAAAGAGCAGUUGAACUCUAAAAUCUGUCCUAACUCAGCUGAAUCAGGUCACUAAAUUUGAUUAUUUAACAAAAAAUUAAAUUAAACAUUGACUGUUAUACACUACUAUUCAAAAAUUUGGGAUCUGUAAGAUUUUUUAAAGUUUUUAAAGUCUUCUGCUCACCAAGGCUGCAUUUAUUUGAUCAAAAAUACUGUAAAAAUUAUGAAAUAAUAUUAGAAUUUAAAAGAGCUGUUUACUGUGUCAAUCUGUGUUAAAAUGUAAUUUAUUCCUUUAAUGAAAACCUGAAUUUUCAGCAUGAAACACCAGAUCAAAUCUGUCCUAAUUCAGCUGAAUCAGGUCUCGAAAUUUGAUUAUUUAACAAAAAAUUUAAGUAAACAUUGACUUGACUGUUAUACACUACCAUUCAGUAGUUUGGGAUCGGUACGAUUCAAUGUUUUUAAAAUCUCCUGCUCACCAAGGCUGUACUUAUUUGAUCAAAAAUACUGUAAAAAUUAUAAAAUAUUAUUAGAAUUUAAAAAAACUGUUUACUAUGUGCAUUUUAUCUGUGUUAAAAUGCAAUUUAUUCCUUUGAUGCAAAACUGAAUUUUCAGCACGGAAGACCAGAUCAAAUCCGUCCUAAUUCAGCUGAAUCAGGUCACGAAAUGUAUUAAUUUAACAUAAAAUGGAAUCAAAUGGACUGAAUUAAGUAAUUUAAUGUUAAAUGAGUUCAUACAAACAAACAUAACAUUAGUUUUACUAGAAGGGAAGAUUAAUAUAGAUCAAAUUAAAACAGCAUAACCCUACCUCUCAUUAUCGUAACCGUUUGUGUUGUACAUUAUUUAUGUUUGACAGUAUUUAUUCUGUAAUUAAAUGUACAUACGUCUCAACAGGAAAAUCAUAUUAUUAUUAAAUAUUGAUCUUUUGCCAUUAACAAGAGGUUUACAGAAUAACGGUGCUGUUUUUACUACUGAAAUGAGCUUUAACCAGCAGCAUGUAAUGUAGUACAAAUCAUUUUAACGACUCACUUUUUGCUUUCAACCAAAGUCUUGUAUGGUAAUAUAGAUAAUAUAACUUGAAGGAUGUGGUGUUUGACGCCUAUUGAGCCUGCUUUUAGGUGAACGCACGGUAUAACGGAUCAUCUGCGAGCAGCUAACCAACCUUUGACUAUCAUGUGUUGAUAGACGACUGAACUAUAUGAGGUCUGUAUCAGAAAUGAAAGGACUGUAUGAUGCACUAUGUGCCAGCAGUGCUGUAGCAGACAUUCACACCUGUGUAUUAACACUUGGGCUUUGUCAGAUUGUGUUUGUAUAUUCAUACUUGAUGGUUUGCGUGUCGGUGGAAUGAAAAACGAGGCUUGUUUUCCACUUAUUACCCAAAGAUUAUUUUCUAGAGUGUCUUUGCGCUUCAGUAUCCAGUGUUUUAUAAUGAAAUCUUUGGUGCUAUGAUAAAAAUGAAAUGUAAAUGAGAUUUUAUUGAUGUAAUGGAUUCUACAGCACUGUACUAAUGCUGAUCAUCAUAAU